AUGGAGAUCGUGGAACAGUUAAAAUUGACAGGCAACGUUAAUCUUGAUGGCGUCCAAACCAAGUCUAUUGUAGCUGCAGGCGAGAUCUAUAAAUCGUUGGUGCGGCGGACGUUCUUGCUAAUUGUUGGAGAUGUGAGCAGUGAAAUCAAAGUGGAUUUGAUGGGAAUUCCCCUACCCAGAGAAGCUCCAUAUGAUUCGAAGGUCGUUUUUGUGAGAGAUGAAGUGAUGCCGACAGUUGCUGUGCCGCAAUACAAUGUGACCAUCGACUUUGAGAAGUUGUCCGAAGACAUGUUACUCGAAGAGGCCAGUGAUGUGUCCCAUUCUACUGGCAUCCAGGGCUACUUUGCUCCCGAAACCAUUCUUUACUGCUUGCUGUUCUUCUGGUUUUUCUCAAUUUCUCAAUAUAGUAUGUAUUAUGUGACAAGGAUUUGGAGGGCGGAGGGAGUUAUUAUUAGAAGGGAGACAGAGGAAGAUGAAGAAUAUGAUUCCAUGUUUGCGGAGAAGGCUCGCAUUCUACUGAGAGAGUUCGAGUUUCGUUCUCUGAUUCAAUUAACUGAAAGCCAAACACACUGGCAACUGCCGGAUUGGGCCAUGGAGAAUGAUCGUGUCCGUGAUCUAGCAAAUGCUUUAACUCAUGGGAGAUACAGGAUUUACUUACCACCGAAGAGGAAAUUAUUGGACACUUAUUGGCCAACGGAACUCCCUCUAGAAGGCCACAAACUCUCCUCUCUACAGCUUGGGGGGUGGAAUUAUUUCCACCCCGAUUUCGAAAUCGUCAUACCAGACCCUUUUUUUAAGCAAAUGCAGGGCCUUCGAGUCCUGCGUCUUGAUCAACUAAGUAUCAAAACUCUGCCCUCCUCCAUCGCCUGCUUGCACAAUCUCAGACUUCUCAGUAUAUCUGAAUGCCAACACUUAAACUCUCUCCCCACUUCCAUUCAAGCUCUUUACAAUCUCGAGUUCCUUUAUGUUGAACAAUGUUCUUCUUUCGAAACAAUGCCAGAUGAGUGCUUUCGACAAAUGACCAACCUUCAAUUUCUCAAACUCCAUGGAACGAGCAUCAGGUCACUGCCUUCCUCUGUUUCCAAGCUACACACCAUCCAUCAACUCAACUUAAUAGAAUCCCCCUCUUUAAUGAAAAUCCCAAAUGAGACCUUCGAAUGUAUGGAGCGGCUUCAGGUUCUUAGCUUGAACGGUGCUUCUAAUCUAGAAUCUCUGCCAUCCUCUCUCUCCAAGUUGGUCAAUCUUAGGCAACUCCUGCUAGCGAACUGUUCUUCCCUAAAGAUGAAGUUGCUGCCGCAUUUGGAAAAGCUCUCCGCACUCAAGGAGCUUGAUCUCAAAAACUGUAAUUCCCUGGAAGAUAUUGAGGAUCUUUCUACUUCUCUUGGAAAUAUCUUGCCAAACCUCCAAAAGCUCGAUCUUUCCAGAAUCGAGGCAAUUUCGCAGGUCUCCUUGAAUGGCUGCCAAAGCCUAGAGUCUGUAAGCCUGAAGCGGCUUAUAAACCUUCGAAAGCUCAAUAUUUCAGGUACCAAAAUCAAAUGCUUUCCUGAAAAUAAUAUGGUCGGCACUGAUCAUCUAAGGCGCCUGGACUUCCAAUGCAUGAAUCACCUUCAAGAAAUUAAAUGGGAUGAUCUAAGUACAGAUCUUGAAUAUCUCAACAUCGAUCAGUGCAACACGGGGGAUAAUAAAUGGCAGGGAGAUAUAGUUGGGGCUCACAUAAGGGUUAGUAAUUACCAUCUUUUUCAAUCCUUAACAGCAGACUCAAAAUUGUGGGGAGCAAAAUGCUUCUCUCGAUUCCAUAUAUGCAUCUCUCCUUGCCAAGAAGAAAAACGUAAAAGGCGAUUUUUAUAUGCAAACAUGGGUUUCAAGACACAAACACCUAAUUUACCUUCAGAAAGACAUUUCGAUAGGCAUUUGGAGAUCCGAGGAGGCGAUACUUCCCCCCACAUUUCUACUCAUUAUUUUCUCAUUCGAACGGAAUUAUUCACUCUGUGUGACAAUGCCUUCGUCCAUAGAUUGUCGGAUUUUUGCAUUGUGGAUGCAAUAACAGAACUGAGAGAAUGCCGGGUUGAGAGUUGCAAGAAUUUGGAGAAAUUUUUUGAAGGAGUGAAUCUAAGCUCUGCCACUUUAAGUUGCCUCGAGAAUGUAUGGAUGUCUAACCUUCCAAGACUGAAGAGCGUGUGCGAGGGCAGAUAUGCGAACCAAAGCUUCACACUCCUUAAACAUAUAUAUCUGGAGCGCUGUCCGAGACUCAUUGUCGUCUUCUCGUCAGGCGUAUGCUUAACAAACCUGGAAACUCUGCAUAUCAAGUUCUGCACUAGACUGGAGGCAGUGUUUCGAGGGGUAGCUAAGGAAAAAGGUUCGCUCCAACGACUACAUACCGUGUGUCUGUGGGAGCUACCAAAGCUGGAGAGUAUCUGCAGUGACGUGUGCUUGGGGGCAUUGAAGAAGCUGAGAGUGGGUGGAUGUCCGAAGCUGAACAAGCUUCCUCUUCAAAUCUCUAAUGACAAUGCUGCUGCUUCUAAAACUGUUAUCGGUGAGGGUGGUGUUAAGGUGGAAGGCGAGUUGGUAUGGUGGGCCAGCCUCAAGUUGGAAGGAGACAACAUCAAGCGCCAUGUCUACUUCAAAGAACGCCGACCUUUCAACAGGGUGGUUUUUGCAUGUCAGAUGAGUCAAAAGCCGUCUUCUGGCCGUUCUAGCCUUCUGGUUCCUUCUCCGUCAAAUCUGCCUGGGAGAGUGCUGAAGAAUGCAAUUCCGAUGGAUGAAACAUUCAAAACUAGAGGCAUUCCGCUAGCUUCCAAAUGUGCUUGCUGCGUGGGGAAUCCGCUCGUCCGUCCAGCUUGUGAGUCCUUACAACAUCUCUUCCUUCAGAGCAAUCUGGCGGGGACAGUUUGGGGGCAUUUCCAGUCUAUUUUCAGGCUCCCUUCCUUGCCUAGUCUCUCCGUGCAACAUUGGCUUCGGCUCUGGUGGCAUUUCGAGCCAUCUUCGGGCCUGCUUCAUAUCAUUGGAGGGCUGGCCCCUUGCAUCAUCUUGUGGGAGAUCUGGAUUUCCAGAAAUGCCUCAAAAUAUGAAGGGAUUCCCCCAUUGGCAGCUAGGAUCAUAGCUCGGGUUACGUGGAGGUUGUCUUCGUCUUCCUCGUUAACCCACGCCACUUCAGUUCAACUAGCGGCCAAUUUUCUGGCUUUCCGUGAUCGGGGUAACGUUGAUUCUUUUACCCCAAGGGCCCAUUUGGAGUUGGUGAAAUGGAGAAGGCAUAAGUGCAGUUGGGUCAAGCUCAACGUCGAUGGGCUGUUUCCCAGAUCUGUGAUGAUGGUCUUCGAGUGGGUCAGAGAGGAGAGAGCAGGCAUGGCUAGUCGACGGGGAAGUGAUUUACCAACAUUCGAAGGACGGCUCAAUAACUAUCCAGUUGGUGUUAAACGUGCCGGGGAAAAGCUCUUCAAUUGCUUUAAAAAUCCAAAGAUCGGAGUCAUCGGCGUCAAAGGGUUUUAUGGUGUGGGGGGAUGGAGGAUCGUCGAAUAUGCAGCUCAGAAGGCAAAAGACUCUCAUCUCUUUGAUGUACAGAUACCUGUGAAGGUAUUGGAAAGGGAUUUCAGCCUUACAAAGGUGCAGAUGGAAAUUGCAUUCCAGUUGGGGUUGACAACUGCUGGUAGUACUGAGGAGGAAAUGACCUUAAAGUUUUUAGAAGUCAGACAUGAAAUCUAUGACUUGCUGAGGGGACGAAGGUUCUUGUUAAUGAUAGGAAAUGUGUCUGAGGGGCUGAUCGACAUAGAAUCCUUGGGAGUUCCAUUUAGAAGGUCACGGACAUACGAUUCCAAGGUCGUUUACGUAGGCCGUUGGGAUGAUGAUAACAUGAGCAACGUGGCCAUCAAGCUGGAGGAGUCGUCCAUAGAUGUUUUACGCGAAGAGGCCACUAACGUAGCCCAUUCUCUCAAUGUUAAGGGAUGUUAUGCUCCCGACACAGUCCUCAACUGCUUCUUCUACCUAAUGUUAUUCCGUGAAGAGGGAUGUGAAGUAGAAUGGCUGACAAGGUAUUGGAUGGCAGAGGGAUUUAUUACUCGAGGCGGGAUGGAAGAAGAUGACGAUUGGAGGCUUCAGCAGAAGAAGGUGGAGGCACUAUUGAGAGAACUCGAGGACCAUUUCAUGGCAUACUACAGGAGUAACAAAUGGGGACUUUCGUCGAGGAUUCGUAUGGCAUCUAGAGAUCUAAAAAGUUCUUCAACUCAUGAUAGAUUUUGGAGUGAAAGUCCACUGCCGAUAGAGAUUUGUGAGUGGGAAAACAUUCAUAGGAUGCAUGUAUUGGUAUGGGAGGAAGAAACAUACCGUCCUCCUCUUGCUCCUAAUUGCCCCAAACUCUCCACUUUAAUUUUUACAGUAAUUUCAUGUAGUGGUGGUCAAAAAAUCAUCAUACCUGACCCCUUCUUUGAGCAAAUGCAGGGCCUUCGAGUCCUCGUUCUUUACCAGCUAGAUAACAAAUUCCUGCCUCCCUCUAUUUCUUGCUUGCACAAUCUCAGACUUCUGAUAAUAGAAGAUUGGGAAAACUUAGAGUCUCUCCCCUCUUCCUUCCAAGCUCUGCACAAGCUUGAGUUCCUUGAAGUUUCAAAAUCUCAUUCUUUGGAGUCAAUACCAUAUGAGUUCUUUAUACAGAUGAACAACCUUCAAUUUCUCUCUCUCAAUGGAAAGAAAAUCAGAUCACUGCCUUCCUCAGUUUCCAAGCUGUGCACACUCCGUGAACUCAAGUUAACAAGCUCUGACUCGUUAAUGGAACUGCCAGAUGAGAGCUUCGAGUGUAUGCAGCGGCUUUGGGUUCUUGACUUGAGCAAUAGUUCUAAUCUGAAAUCCCUUCCGUCCUCACUCUUGAAGUUGUUCAAUCUUAGGCGACUCGUACUAGCAAAUUGUUAUUCCUUAAAGAUCAAGUUGCUGCCACAUUUGCAAAAGCUCACCGCUCUCGAAGAGCUUAUCCUCUGUAACUGUAAUUCCCUGGAAGAUAUUGAGGAUGUCUCUUCUUCCCUUGGAAAUAUCCUGCCAAAGCUCCGCAUGCUUGACCUUUCUGGAAUUAAGGCCUUUCAGCGCCUCUCCCUAAGAGGUAAUCAAAGCUUGGAAUUUCUAAACUUGGUUGGGCUUACAAGCCUUCAAGUGCUUAGUCUUUCAGGCACCAGGCUCCAAAAGUUUCCAGAAAAAAUGCAUCGAACGGAUCAUCUAAGGCGUCUAGACAUGCAGUGCAUGGAUCACAUUCUUGAGAUCAACUGGGAAGGUAUGAGUAUUGAGCUUGAGGAGCUCAACAUUGAUCAGUGUGGGGCCCUUCAUUUAUUUACCCAUAAUGAAUGGCCAGGAAACAGAGGUGGGGCGCGAAUAAGGUUAAGUAAUUCAAAGCUUUUACAAUCUUUCAUGCCAUCCUCAGAUUUGUGGAGAGCCAAAUGCUUCUCUCAAUUCCAUAUCCACAUCUCCCCUUGCCAAGUAGACCAACAGGGAAGAGGUGAAGGCAUCCAUCUCCGCCAGGGAAGAAAAUUCCUUUAUAAAUAUAUCGAUUCCAAGGCCCAAACAUGUGAUAUACCAUUUUCUGCAAGCCAUUUUAACAGGCAUUUGGAUAUUUGUGGAGGUACUAGUUCCCCAAACGGUAUUAAUGGGGUUCUCAGUCACACAGAAUUAUUCACUCUGUGCGACAAUGCCUUUGUCCGAAGAUUAUCGGAUUUGGGCGAUGUCAAAAGAAUGACGGAACUGAAAGAAUGCAGAGUCGAGAAGUGCAAGCAGAUGGAGAAAUUCUUUGAGGGAGAGAAUGCCAGCUCUGACACUUUAAGUCUCCUAGAGAACGUAUGGAUGUCCUAUCUUGCAAGACUGAAGAGCAUAUGUGAGGGUACUUACGGGAGCCGAAGCUUUGCAGGCCUAAAGCACAUACAUCUAGACUGUUGUCCUAGACUCGUCACCGUCUUCUCCUCUAGUGUAUCUUUACAAAGCCUGGAGAAGCUCGAAAUCAAAUUUUGCAGUAGACUAGAGGCUGUGUUUCGAGAGGAUGAUACCGUGCAAGGCUCGCUCCAACGAUUACACACGGUAUGUCUAUGGGAGCUACCAAAGCUGGAGAGUAUUUGCCAUGGCACUUAUUUGUCGGCGCUGAAGAAUCUGAAGGUGAGGGGAUGUAGGAAGCUGAAAAAGCUUCCUCUUUGUGUUGAGGACAAUGCUUCCGGUUCUACUUCCAUUGGGGGUGGUGAUGGUUCUGCAAAGGUGGAAGGGGAGUUGAAAUGGUGGAACAGUCUCAAAUGGGAAAAGGAGAGCAUCAAGCACCACAUCCACUUCAAAGAAUCACGCCCCUUUACCUAG
This is a messenger RNA of Magnolia sinica, 6309 nucleotides long. RefSeq lists its product as uncharacterized. Gene Ontology annotation, molecular function: ADP binding; protein binding. The record is from RefSeq and is a predicted model, not a curated record. NCBI's taxonomy places the organism in Eukaryota, Viridiplantae, Streptophyta, Magnoliopsida, Magnoliales, Magnoliaceae. The transcript has 5 exons. Bases 1 to 6309 code for a protein of 2102 amino acids.